CGUUUCCCCCAAAUCCCAGACCCUAAUCCCCAGAAUGCGCCGGUCCCUCCUCAAACCCCUCCUCCUCUCCCUCCCCCUCUCUCUCCUCGCCUUCUACCUCUUCUCCUCCUUCUCAGUUCCUAACCCUAGCCCUAACCCUAACCAUAAGAUCCCUCUCCAUCUCUCAACGACGAGCACCAGAUUUCAAGCCCCCAAGAUUUACCUCUACGAUCUGCCACGUAAGUUUACCUACGGCGCGAUCCAGAGUUACGCGGCGGCGAGAGGAGCGAAGGAGAGCGACCCGUUGAAGUAUCCCGGCCAUCAGCACUCCGCUGAGUGGUUCUUGUUUGAGGACCUGAACAGGGUUGAGCGGGCCGGGUCGCCGCUGCAGCGGGUUCUUGAUCCGGAGGAGGCUGAUUUGUUCUACGUGCCGUUCUUCUCGUCGCUGAGCUUGGUGGUGAAUCCGAUUCGGCCUGCGGAGGGGACGAAGGGGCCGGUGUAUAGUGACGAAGGAAUGCAGGAGGAUUUGAUAAAAUGGUUAGAGGGGACCAAAUACUGGAAGAGGAAUAAUGGGAGGGAUCAUGUGAUAAUAGCUCAGGAUCCCAAUGCUUUGUUUAAGGUAAUUGAUAAAGUGAGGAAUGGGAUUCUGUUGGUGUCAGACUUCGGAAGGUUGAAGGGCGAUCAGGCAUCAUUGGUCAAGGAUAUAAUCUUGCCUUAUUCACAUCGCAUUAAUUCAUAUAACGGAGAGAUUGGGGUUGGGAAUAGGAAAUCAUUGCUCUUCUUUAUGGGCAAUCGAUACCGGAAAGAGGGAGGGAAGAUCCGUGAUACUCUUUUCCAAAUACUUGAGCAUGAGAAUGAUGUUAUUAUUAAACACGGAGCACAAUCCAGGGUAAGCAGGCGCAUGGCAUCGCAGGGCAUGCAUUCAUCCAAGUUUUGCCUACAUCCUGCUGGAGAUACACCCUCAGCUUGCAGGUUGUUUGAUGCAAUAGUUAGUUUAUGUGUUCCAGUGAUAGUCAGUGACUACAUUGAGUUGCCAUUUGAAGACAUCAUAGACUAUAAGAAAAUUGCAGUAUUUGUGGACACGGAUACUGCUGUGAAGACUGGGUACUUAGCUUCAUAUCUGAGAGGAAUAAGUGAAGAAGCAAUUCUGCAGUAUCAGAAAGAGCUUAAACUGGUGAAAAGAUAUUUUGAAUACGACGAUCCAAAUGGGACAGUGAAUGAGAUAUGGCGCCAAGUUUCUCAAAAAGUUCCCCUUAUAAAACUAAUGAUCAACCGUGAGAAACGACUUGUUAGGAGGAGGUUGAACGAUCCCGACUGUUCUUGUAUCUGUACAGGACAAAAUGGAACUAAUACUAGGCUGUGAUGGGAUAACACAGGAUUGAAUAUUAAAAUUUUCUGGGAUUGGCUUGAAAACUUUGAUUCAAUGAGAAUCAUCAUGCUGCUGGAAGCUGAAUGGUUCAGAUUGCUGCUUCGAUUACCAGAGAUCAGAUUUCUGUUGCGUUCAGGGUUUAUUCUUUUCUUCGUAGGCCUGAGUAUGGCCUGCAGGCAGUUUUGAUUCACCCCUUAGAUCUCCAGUAGAGCAAUAGAAGACUUGUUGAUAUGAAGAAACGUAGAAAACAUAUAUCGCCUUGUAAUAAAAUUAGCUUUUUGAGGUUUUUACAGAAGAAAUUUUUGUGUGCUAUUUCCUAACAGAAUUGAUUCUUUGACUUACACAUGAAAUAAACUUGGGAUUUUGAUUUCCCCUUCUUUC
Messenger RNA from Asparagus officinalis (garden asparagus), 1729 nucleotides. Its product is annotated as probable arabinosyltransferase ARAD1. Bases 35 to 1342 code for a protein of 435 amino acids. NCBI's taxonomy places the organism in Eukaryota, Viridiplantae, Streptophyta, Magnoliopsida, Asparagales, Asparagaceae. The transcript is spliced from 4 exons. Gene Ontology annotation, molecular function: glycosyltransferase activity. The record is from RefSeq and is a predicted model, not a curated record.